Molecule: messenger RNA, 1167 nt
Organism: Drosophila miranda
Lineage: Eukaryota; Metazoa; Arthropoda; Insecta; Diptera; Drosophilidae
Exons: 2
Coding region: 143-865 (240 amino acids)
Cellular component (GO): mitochondrion
Source: RefSeq, a predicted model, not a curated record
GCAGGCGAACGUCGAAAGCAUCAAAAAGUUCGUUCUUGUUCAAGCGAACUAGAAAUAUUCAUCAGCUCAACAGUCAAUACAACAACAUCUAGCUUUAGGCCUCCAAACCUGACCAAAAGACAAGCGCCCCAUCGUGGCAACCAUGUCCCAGCUCACGAGGCUCAUUGGGCAUGGUGCACAGCAGCGCUCAUUUGAUCGAUUUUUGUCGUAUAGCUUGACUACGAAAUCCAACGCAAGAUGCCUUUUCGAUGGUAUCAUCUGGAGCCGGAGAAACCGCGACCUGGCACCUCCCCAGUGGACGACAACGGCAGCCACACGAUAUCUUCCAAGCCCGUGGCUGUUCACAAGAAAAAAAUGCAUUAGCCAAAAGUCCGCACAGCCGACCCCAGCACCAGUUGCCACCAACAACUCAGAUAUCAAGGCUUCUUCCACAAUGGCCACCGACCUCUUUGGGGAUGCAGCCAACAUGGGGCUGUUCGCAAGGUUCAAGCACAUGUACAAGCAGUAUUGGUAUGUGCUGAUCCCGGUCCAUUGCGUAACCUCGGUCGGCUGGUUCGGCGGCUUCUACUAUCUGUCGAAGUGCGGAGUGGAUGUGCCCUCGCUGCUGCAGUACAUGCAUCUUAGCAUCUUAUCCCAUUCCGAUAUGGGACACUAUGCCAUCGCUUUUCUGUGCUAUAAAGUGGCCACUCCCUUACGAUACGCUCUCACCUUGGGCGGCACCACGGUGUCCAUCAGGUAUCUGGUGCAAUGGGGCCUCAUCAAGCCGAUUCCCACCAAGAACGAACUGAUUAAGAAGUACGAGGAAAAGAAGGCAACGCGCGCUAGUGCCAAGGCGGAAAAGGACAAAAAAGAUGGGACCGAAUGAUCGUUUGAAAGCGGCAAUGCUGCCCUUUGGCACCACGCCUAGAGCCUUGCAAAAUCUUAAAUAUUUUGUUUAUUUUAUAUAUUUUGCAUAGUUCUCUGUUUGAGGUCGCCCCAGAGGCAAUAACAGACACACCUUCCCAGUCACUCACACACACACACACAUACAUAUCUACACACCCACACUGCUCGCGGCAGCAAAUAAAACAUAGUAGUUAUAUUUUUGUAGAUUUAAGAGUGAGUUGUCGCAAAACAAUAACUUAAAUAACGAAAACCAAUGUUUGGCUUUGCUCCGCAACAGAUACA